Messenger RNA from Pyricularia pennisetigena, 288 nucleotides. RefSeq lists its product as uncharacterized. Lineage: Eukaryota; Fungi; Ascomycota; Sordariomycetes; Magnaporthales; Pyriculariaceae. Bases 1 to 288 code for a protein of 95 amino acids. The transcript has 2 exons. The record is from RefSeq and is a predicted model, not a curated record.
AUGGCGAGCGAUGCGGCAGACGAUAGCAAGGUGUCAUUCGUCAAAGGGGUCAAUAUCUCCCUGGCAAUCGUGACUACCAUGGCAGUGGCCGGUCGAGUUUGGACGAAUAUGGUCACCUUGAGAACGCUUAGGCUGGAUGAUGGGUUUGGUACGCAUUUCAGGGACGUCAAUCCGGAUACCCUGAAUCGAUACCUUUUGGUUAGUAAACUUGUGAAGCCUAGUCACAUUGUUGGUUUGCGAAAUGAAUCAAAUGCAAUCGACUCGCUAGGCAUGCAGACACUCACUUAG